AUGCCUCCAGGCAGAUUGCCCCCUCAACUGGCGACGGAGCUUUCCAAAAUCGCCAAACUAUCCAAUGUCCAAUCUGCUCUUCCCUCCAUACUGCGUCCCGCUCCAACUAUUGCCAUCAUGGCAGGGGGAGCUAUUGCCAGGGGAACCGGGGGCAACAACCUCAUUGCGGAAUGGAUACAGGGCAAGGACGAAGCACUUUGCCUGGGUGCACCAAUUGAACAAUCACAGAUCUUGGCCCAGGGCAACGCUGCACUACUGAUGCAAGGACAUGUGGCGCGCCAUUCGGGAAGAAGCUUUAAGACGCCUAUCAUAUAUACCGAGGACCAGUUCGCGCAUCCGAUAUGGAAUCGACCUAUGUGGACAAACAUCCCAAUUGCAGCCUCACCAUUACGGCGAAUGCUGACUGAUGAAAAUCUUCUACGACCUGGGGCGUCUUGGAUUUGUAUCAAGAGGAGCUCGGUGUAG
Messenger RNA from Clonostachys rhizophaga, 465 nucleotides. Lineage: Eukaryota; Fungi; Ascomycota; Sordariomycetes; Hypocreales; Bionectriaceae. The record is from the annotation of a GenBank genome assembly.